This is a messenger RNA of Otolemur garnettii (small-eared galago), 2797 nucleotides long. RefSeq names its product uracil phosphoribosyltransferase homolog (gene UPRT). The coding region runs from base 168 to 1100 and encodes 310 amino acids. The record is from RefSeq and is a predicted model, not a curated record. NCBI's taxonomy places the organism in Eukaryota, Metazoa, Chordata, Mammalia, Primates, Galagidae. The transcript has 7 exons.
GAAAAGCAACCAAUUAACAGCAGCCCAAGUAGGAGAGGGCGGGGAGGUUAUUGGUUCAGAAGAGGCGCUAACAACCGGAAAAGCUCGUGAGCGACCGCCCCUUCUUCCUCCCCUCCCUUUUAUCUUUAAGAGUUUUGUAGCAGCGAGGACUUUCCGGGGCCUAGCGUAUGGCCACGGAAUUACGGAGUUUGGAUUCCAUGCUCUGUCACAACCAGCAAGUAAACUCUGCCUCAACCCCAAGCCCGGAGUCGGUGCGACCUGGCGACCCAAUCCCAGACCAUGCCGGGGUAAACAGCGCCUCCAUGGCCAAACUGACUCUCCACACAGGGCACACCCCUUCUAGCGUGCCAGCCUCGGAGCGGGAUCCUGAGGCCUGCGGAGGCGCCAGCCUCAACUCUGAAAACAACAGUGGUAAUGGUGAUGGUAGCAAAUAUGAAGCACCAGCUGAUGACUUCCUCCUGGGAGACUGCGAACUCUCCUGGCAGAUUGGGGCGCAGCUUAAACUGCUGCCCAUGAAUGAUCAGAUCCGGGAGUUGCAGACCAUCAUCCGGGACAAGACAGCCAGUAGAGGGGACUUCAUGUUUUCUGCGGAUCGUUUGAUCAGACUUGUUGUGGAAGAGGGAUUGAAUCAGCUGCCAUAUAAGGAAUGCAUGGUGACCACUCCAACAGGGUACAAGUAUGAAGGAGUGAAAUUUGAGAAGGGAAAUUGUGGGGUCAGCAUAAUGAGAAGUGGUGAGGCAAUGGAACAAGGUUUACGAGACUGCUGUCGAUCCAUUCGAAUUGGAAAGAUCCUGAUUCAGAGUGAUGAGGAGACACAAAGAGCCAAAGUAUAUUAUGCCAAGUUCCCCCCAGACAUUUACAGAAGAAAGGUCCUUCUGAUGUAUCCAAUUCUCAGCACUGGAAAUACUGUAAUUGAAGCUGUAAAGGUUCUUAUAGAACAUGGAGUUCAACCCAGUGUUAUCAUACUACUCAGUCUGUUUUCCACUCCUCAUGGUGCCAAAUCAAUCAUUCAAGAGUUUCCGGAGAUCACAAUUUUAACUACUGAAGUUCAUCCUGUUGCACCUACACAUUUUGGACAGAAAUACUUUGGAACAGACUAAGUUAUUGAAGGAAAAUGAAUUAUCUUGUGUAAUACUAUGUAUUAUAGUCAUGUUUUGAAUUUCUAUUUGUUCUAUUAAUUUAUUUGCUUGAGAAAAGGCAAAGAAAAAUGCAUUAAGGAAGCUUUUAAUUUUUUUGAAGUGGGUACAUUUGAAGUUUAUCUUACUUAUUUCUUAGUUUUUGGCACCAAAUACAGCAAUGAAACAUAUACAACUCUUAGAAUAAAAUGAGAAUUUCAAUAAUAUCCUAAUAGAAAUUGCUGACCCCUCCUCAGUGCAUUGAAAUUGUUCCUUAAUUUAUGAGUCUCUUAGUUUGGAGAUUGCUCACAGCUACAAAUAAAAUUCGAAAGAGGGUCAGUGGUUUUUCCCAUUGUAGUAUGUAUUUUGUUUGUUUUUCGCUCUAGGGAGGAUUCCUGUAUGUGGUUGUUGUUACCUUCUUCUGCUUCUUACUUUCUGGCAUGCACAUGCUAGUAACUUGGAGAGGAUACAAAAAGAAUACUACUUGGAACUUUACAUUUCUAUUAAUAUACUCACUUAAUUGUCAGCCAAGAUGUAUGGUUAAUUCUUCAGUCAGGCUUUUCUUCAUAGCUAAUUUUCCAAACUGUGCAUUGUUGUAGAUGCCUUGCCAAGUUUAAAUGCAGUAAAGAAGAUAGCAGGGCAUUUUCAGCAACUGGAACUAAAAUACUGAUUUACAUAGUGUGAACCAAGGAUGUUUGGAUGCUGACAAGGGAGAUCCAAGUGCUGUUAAUGCCAUCAAUCCUCUAGAAAGGAAUCAGUGAUGGUUUUUCUGAGAUGUGGGGGAAAGUGAGGUUUCUCACUAGAUUUUAUGUUUAAUAAGUAAAUUAAAAUGCUUGACUUAAUUUGAAUGUUUCUACUAGAGAAUUUAGAUUUGGAAAUUAGUUAUUUUGCAUGUUAACUGUGUAUUAAAAUGGAAAAAAAAGUAUGCUUUAAAAAAAUAUACUGGAAAUUUGUUCAUCUUUAGGCUUCCAAAAGGGAGAGAAACUAUUUUAGGAGUCAAUAUUUGCAUUCUGAAAUCUGCUUGUAAAGCCCUGAUCUCACUUUACAUUGAUAUUAAAACAUUUUAACAGUAGCGGCUGGCUGAUUACUUGAAUAAUUAUACUCUCAUAGCCCCAUAGGCAGCUGUGUUGGGCCUCUGUUUAAAAGCACAAGAAAGAGCAGAAGGCAAUGAUUUAGAAAGAACUUUUAAUGCUGAUGAAAGUCAACAAAAGUUGGGGGAGAAACCUGGCAUAGAAUGGAUUAUAUUUUCCCUCUGGAGCCUAGAAUACUGGAAGAAUUUCACUAUAUUUUCCCCUUUAUUUUUAGAGACUGUCAUAUAGUAAAUGGAGAUUAAUAGAAAGAUACCCAAAUUAUAACUCUUCCAUGGCAAAUGGUUGCUUUUAAGUUCUUAUUGAAAUUCUCAUCCAUACUUGUCAGUUAACUAUUUUGAUGCAAUGAGGAUUAUGUUAUUAGCAGAAACUAUCUGAAGCCCAUUAAAACCAAAAUCAUUUAUCUCCCUAGCCCAGGAAAGAUGAAAGACAGCAAAUUUCAAUAGAGACCAGAUCUGCUUGAGAUUGAUGGGUUAAAUUAGUUGGGAAGAUGAUACCUACCAUUAUGGGAAUUAGUGCUUUUGAAUUAACUUAUGGUACGGCUUCAGUAUUUUGUACGAAGUGACUUUCCAGAACAUCAGACAAAUUUCAUAU